AUGCAUGAGCGCACGCCCCCCUCAACCCCCCAAGACACAGAGGCCGACACAACCGUCGAAGAAACCACCGAGCCCGUCCUCCAACUCGCCCGCACAUUCUCUCUAACCCGUACAUUCUCAGCCCUCUCAACCAACAUCAACCCGUUCCUCGCCCAAGACUCCCGCCUUGACCCCAAAUCCCCAGACUUCCAACCAGAAUCAUGGGUCAAGGCCUUGCUUCACGCCUUUUCCAAAGACCCGAGUAAGCAUCCGCGGUAUACAGCUGGUGUAUCCUGGCGCAAUCUUAGUGUGCAUGGAUUCAGAGAUCCGACUGAGUUUCAGAAAGAUGUCUUCAAUGUUAUUUGGAGAAGUCCCCUUGCUGCGCUUGAUUGGUUUGCGAAGAGGAAGCAGAAGGUCAAGAUUAUCUCUGAUUUUGAUGGGCUUGUUAAGAGUGGAGAGUUGCUUCUUGUGUUGGGUCGUCCGGGCAGUGGUGUCUCUACGCUUCUCAAGACAAUCGCUGGACAUACUCACGGAUUACAUCUCGAUGACUCAUCCGAGUUCAACUACCAAGGUAUCCCCUGGGAUCUAAUGCACCGCAACUUCAGAGGAGAAGUAAUCUAUCAAGCCGAAACAGACAUUCACUUCCCGCAAUUAACCGUCGGCGAUACCCUCCUCUUCGCCGCCCUCGCCCGCACGCCCCAACAUAUCGUCGCCAACAUAUCCCGUCACGUCUACGCUGAACACAUGAGAGAUGCUGUGAUGGCCAUGUUUGGUAUCUCCAACACGCUUAAUACCAAAGUAGGAGAUGACUUUGUUAGAGGUGUUAGUGGCGGUGAGAGAAAGAGGGUUAGUAUUGCAGAGGCGAUUCUGAACCAGAGCGCUAUUCAAUGCUGGGAUAAUAGCACGAGGGGGUUGGAUAGUGCGACAGCGUUGGAGUUUGUGAGGAAAUUGAGGCUUGGAACGAAGCUUGGUGGUGCGAGUGCGGUUGUUGCGAUGUAUCAGGCUAGCCAGGCAGCGUAUGAUGAAUUCGAUAAGGUUCUACUCCUCUACGAAGGCCGCCAGAUCUUCUUCGGCCCAGGGAGCGAAGCAACAAGAUACUUUACCACGAUGGGCUUCGAAUGCCCUCCACGCCAAACAACCGCCGACUUCUUAACCUCCCUUACAAACCCCGAUGAACGGAUCGUGAGACCUGGCUUUGAGAAUAAAGUUCCUCGCAGUCCCGAUGAGUUCGCCGAUGAGUGGAGAAUGAGUCAGCGCAGGGCUUCGCUUCUCGGUGAUGUCGCUGCAUUUGAGAUCCAGUAUCCUCUUGACGGUAAACAAGUUGAGAUGCUGAAGGGUAUCAGAAGGACUCAGAAGGCUAAAUUUACAUCUGACAAAAGCCCUUUUACCAUCUCGAUUCCGAUGCAGAUCCAGUUGUGUAUUGGUCGAGGUGUCAAGAGACUUCUCGGUGAUAAGACCUUCUUCGUUGUUACUAUUGCAGUCAAUUUUGUCAUGUCACUUGUUCUUGGCAGUGUUUACUUCAACCUACCUAGCACGGCUGAGGUUAUGAACCAACGAGCAUCGGUGAUCUUCUUCGCUAUCUUGUUCAAUGGCCUUAGCAGUGCUCUGGAAAUCCUGGCUCUCUAUGUUCAACGGCCGAUUGUCGAGAAACACGCAAGAUACGCUUUAUACCGCCCUCUUUCCGAGUCUGUCUCUUCCAUCAUCUGCGACUUACCAUCCAAGAUCAUCUCGACACUCGCUUUUAACAUCCCGCUCUACUUCAUGGUGCACCUCCGUCGCGAUGCCUCAGCCUUCUUCAUUUUUCUCCUCUUUGGCUUCACCACUACCAUGACAAUGUCAAUGAUCCUUCGCACCAUCGCCCAGUCGUCCAAGACAGUCCAUCAAGCCCUCGUCCCCGCUGCCAUCUUUAUCAUCGGCUUGGUCAUCUACGCUGGAUUCGUCCUCCCGAUUCGCAGUAUGAAGGGUUGGCUUAGAUGGAUUAACUACGUCAACCCAAUCGCUUACGCUUACGAAUCUCUGGUAGCGAAUGAGUUCUCGGGUAGGUCUUUUGGAUGCCAGACAAUGAUACCUUCUGGUCCGGGGUACGAAAACAUCGACUCGAUGCAACAGACUUGCUCCGUUGCGGGUGCCCUGCCAGGUCGUGAUUAUAUCGACGGUGACUUCUUUAUUGGGACUGUUUACAAAUACCAGUACUCGCAUCUUUGGAGGAACUACGGAAUCCUAAUCGCUUUCAUCAUCUUCUUUACCUUCACCUAUCUCCUUGCGGCGGAGUACUUCUCAUCAGAAGCUUCGAAAGGUGAGAUCCUGGUAUUCCGCAAGGGUCAGAAGCCUCAACGCAAAGAGGCAUCAGAUGAAGAAGCUGUCAGUUCAGAUUUCCAGCCUCCAAGAGCGACGAGCGACGACACGGUCCACCCACCGACUGAAAAACCAUCAAGUUCUUCUACCUUUUGCUGGAGGAAUGUCUGCUAUGAUGUAAAGGUCAAAGGAGAGACGCGCCGGAUUCUCUCGGACGUUAAUGGUUGGGUCCAGCCAGGAAAGCUGACUGCUUUAAUGGGUGCCACCGGAGCCGGCAAGACCACGCUCCUCGAUGUGUUAGCUGAUCGGGUCACCAUGGGAGUCAUCACGGGAGAUAUCCUUGUGAAUGGACUACCGCGCGGCAAGUCAUUCCAGAGGACCACGGGAUACGUCCAGCAGCAGGACAUUCACCUCGAGACAUCUACCGUUCGGGAGGCCCUCCGUUUCAGUGCAGUUCUCAGACGGCCGACUGCUAUUUCAAUGCACGACAAGAUUGACUAUGUUGAAAAGGUGAUCAACUUAUUGGAGAUGGGUCCUUAUGCAGAUGCUGUCAUAGGUGUGCCGGGUAAAGGUCUCAACGUAGAGCAAAGGAAGAGACUUUCCAUUGGUGUCGAACUAGUCGCCAAACCCGAAGCCCUCAUCUUCCUUGACGAACCUACCUCUGGCCUCGACAGUCAAACAGCAUGGGCAAUCGUAUCCCUUCUCAAGAAGCUAGCGGACCAUGGACUAGCUAUCCUGUGCACCAUUCACCAACCGUCCGGCAUCAUCUUUCAGCAAUUUGACCGACUCUUACUACUGGCAAAAGGUGGCAGGACUGUGUACUUUGGCGACAUUGGUGACAAUGCCGCUGGUCUGACAGGAUACUUUGAGAAGCGUGGUGCUGUACCUUGCCGAUCAGAGGAGAAUCCUGCUGAGUGGAUGCUGCACGUUAUAGGUGCUGCACCGGGUGCUCAUACGGAUCGAGACUGGGCCGAGACGUGGAAGUCGAGUUCUGAGUUCCACGGUGUGCAGAAGGACCUUGACAACCUGACUCAUUCGACACAUGUUUCUAGCGAAGCAGACACAGAGGAUACCUCUUACGCUGCAUCUGUCUCACGGCAGUUCUUGGCUUGCACUCAGCGUGUUGCCCAGCAAUACUGGCGGACGCCGACCUACAUCUACUCGAAACUAUCUCUUUGCUUCAUCACGAGUCUCUUCAUCGGCCUCUCUUUCCAGAACUCCCCGCUGUCUCUUCAAGGUCUCCAGAACCAACUGUUCUCGAUCUUCAUGCUUCUCGUAAUCUUCGCAUUCCUAACCUACCAAACCAUGCCCGGCUUCGUCACCCAACGCACGCUGUACGAAGGCCGUGAAAGGUCGUCCAAAACUUAUGCUUGGUAUAACCUUAUCCUCGCCAACACAGUCAUCGAAAUGGCUUGGAACUCUGUGGCAUCUUUGGCAGUCUACCUCCCGUUCUACUUUCUCGUUGGUAUGUAUGACAAUGGCCGCAUUACGGAUACGCAGCAUGAGCGAGGGGCGUUCAUGUUUGUGUUGACGUGGGCUUUUAUGGUGUAUGAGGGGACUUUCUCGCAUAUGUCUGUCGCUGGGGCACCAACUGCUGAGGUUGGAGCGACGCUUGGUUUGUUCCUGUUCAUGAUGUCCCUUGUGUUCUGCGGUGUUCUCGUCCCGUAUUCUGGCCUCCCUGGAUUCUGGACCUUCAUGUACCGUGUCUCCCCCUUGACAUACCUGAUUGGUGCCAUGAUCUCGAAUGGUGUCGGUAAGCAAGAAGUCACCUGCUCAGAAAUCGAGUUUCUACAGUUCCAGACUCCAGCGAACCUCACUUGUGGUGAGUAUGUCGGACAGCUCGUCCAGGCGGUAGGCGGUGCGCUAUCGAACCCGGGAUCAAACCAGACUUGCCUUUACUGUCCGAUUGCGUCAACUGAUAUAUACCUUGGAACUCUAAGUAUUCGUUACAGUGAGAGAUGGAGAAACUUUGGUCUGCUAUGGGCUUUCAUCCUGUUUGAUAUCGUUGCAGCGUUAGUAGCAUAUUGGGUAAUCAGGGUUCCCAAGAAGGGAAAUGGAUUGUUGUUUUGGCAGAAGUAG
Messenger RNA from Fusarium mangiferae, 4353 nucleotides. Its product is annotated as putative ABC1 transport protein. The record is from RefSeq and is a predicted model, not a curated record. The transcript is spliced from 11 exons. Gene Ontology annotation, cellular component: membrane. Gene Ontology annotation, molecular function: ATP hydrolysis activity; ATP binding; ABC-type transporter activity. The coding region runs from base 1 to 4353 and encodes 1450 amino acids. NCBI's taxonomy places the organism in Eukaryota, Fungi, Ascomycota, Sordariomycetes, Hypocreales, Nectriaceae. Gene Ontology annotation, biological process: transmembrane transport.